UGGCCGGGUGGGCGGAGGCCCAGCGCUCGGCCGCGGUUUGCCGCCUGUCGCCCGCCCGCCAUGCGUCCACCGCCCCGCACCGCGCUUGGGUUUCUGCUGCUGCUGCUGCUGCCUCCCGCUCCGGACGCAGCUCGGAAGCUGACGCCCUGCCAGCAGUGCCGGGCACUGGUGGACAAGUUCAACCAGGGGAUGGCCAACACGGCUAAGAAGAACUUCGGUGGCGGCAACACAGCCUGGGAAGAGAAGACGCUGUCCAAAUACGAAUUCAGUGAGAUCCGGCUCCUGGAGAUCUUGGAAGGCCUGUGUGAGAGCAGCGACUUUGAGUGCAACCAGAUGGUGGAGCAACAGGAGGAGCGCCUGGAGGCCUGGUGGCUGCAGCUGAAGAAGAAGUACCCUGACCUGUUCGAGUGGUUCUGUGUGCAGACACUGAAAGUGUGCUGUUCUCCAGGCACCUAUGGGCCAGACUGCAGUGCAUGCCAGGGGGGCUCUAAGAGGCCCUGCAGCGGAAAUGGCCACUGCAACGGAGAUGGCAGCAGACAGGGGGAUGGGUCCUGUCAGUGCCACAUCGGAUACCAGGGACCGCUCUGCAAGGACUGUGUGAGCAGCUACUUCAGCUCACUGAGGAAUGAGACCCACAGCAUCUGCACAGCCUGUGACGAGUCCUGCAAGACAUGCUCGGGCCCGACCAACAGAGACUGCCUUGAGUGUGAAGAGGGCUGGGCGCGCGUGGACGACACCUGCCUGGAUGUGGAUGAGUGUGCGGCUGAGACGCCUCCCUGCAGUGAGACGCAGUACUGUGAGAACGUCAAUGGCUCCUACACGUGUGAAGAGUGUGACUCCACCUGUGUGGGCUGCACGGGAAAAGGCCCAGCAAAGUGUAAAGAGUGUGUCUCUGGCUACUCGAAAGAGGAUGGACAGUGUGCAGAUGUGGACGAAUGCUCACUAGCAGAAAAAGCAUGUAAGAGGAAAAACGAGAACUGCUACAACACCCCGGGGAGCUUCGUCUGCGUGUGUCCUGAAGGCUUCGAAGAAACGGAAGACGCUUGUGUGCAGACGGCACAGGGUGAAGUCCCGGAAGAAAACCCAGCACAGCCACAGCCGCCCUCACGUGAGGAUCUGUGACAGCGUCCGGGUCAAAGUCAGUCCCACCCUUUAAAUUAUUGAGAGUGGCGUCCUGUGGGAAAGGCCCUGUGGAUGGCGGAGGAGGAGCUUGUCCUUGGAACGGGACGCUCACCUGGCCCUUUAAAAGCUGCACUUCUCGAUUGUUCUUGAGCAGAUUUGUAUAUUUUGAUACCAUUCUUUAUAAUAAAAUUGACCAUUGAAAGUAGUUGGAAA
Marmota flaviventris (yellow-bellied marmot) is the source of this 1335-nucleotide messenger RNA. It is a transcript of the gene Creld2, whose product is annotated as cysteine rich with EGF like domains 2. The record is from RefSeq and is a predicted model, not a curated record. Gene Ontology annotation, molecular function: calcium ion binding. Lineage: Eukaryota; Metazoa; Chordata; Mammalia; Rodentia; Sciuridae.